Saccostrea cuccullata (small rock oyster) is the source of this 1279-nucleotide messenger RNA. Its product is annotated as galactoside alpha-(1,2)-fucosyltransferase 2-like. Gene Ontology annotation, molecular function: galactoside 2-alpha-L-fucosyltransferase activity. The transcript has 3 exons. Lineage: Eukaryota; Metazoa; Mollusca; Bivalvia; Ostreida; Ostreidae. Gene Ontology annotation, biological process: carbohydrate metabolic process. Gene Ontology annotation, cellular component: membrane. The record is from RefSeq and is a predicted model, not a curated record. Bases 65 to 1066 code for a protein of 333 amino acids.
UCUGUUGAGGUGAAAAACCCUGAAGCUGCUAAGCGAAUGCUAGCCAUGUUCACAUUUUACCUCGAUGAACUUUGACAGAGAUGAGGACAUCAUGAAAACUUUUAAUCUCAAGAAUUCCAUUUUUCAAUUUCUGAAUCGAAGAGGUAAAACAUUACUUAAAGUGUUUGCAGUGGUGGUGCUCAUUUAUUUCUUUUACUGGGAAGUGCAUUGCAUGAUCUUCAAACAGAACAAUGUUGUCUGCAUUUACAUCCAAGGACGUCUGGCCAAUGCCAUGUUUCAGGAAGCCUUUGUGUACUCAUUUGCCAAAGAAAGAGAUGGAACGGAAGUUGUUUUCGGUAGUGAAAAUCCUCUAGUCAAUAUAUUUACCCUGGAGGGACUUAACUGGAAAUAUGAUAGAAGUUAUUCUUGCUCUUGUUACUCUAAGUUUGAAGAUAAGUGGGACUGUGCGUUUGAUGAUGUUUUCGAACGUCUCAUGCCUCCUGUUCAAGUCUAUGGAUAUUUCCAGUCUUGGAAAUAUUUAAAAGGCCACGAGGAGGGAAUUCGCAGAAUGUUUACAUUUCAACCACAUAUACAAAACAAAGCCAAAGAUCAACUGCACACUAUUGUUGAUUCCUUCAAGGAUAAGGGUGUUUCUGACAAGACCGUUCUUGUGGGAAUUCAUAUACGAAGAGGAGACUAUAUUAAAAAGAAACAUUUUGUAGACUUUGGUUACAAUGUAGCCCCUGAUGUCUACAUACAUAAUGCCAUAAAGUUUUACCAAGUAAGAUAUCCAGAUGUUCUCUUCAUAGUGUGUGGAAAUGACAUAGCAUGGGCUCGAGAGGUUAUGAAGAGUUAUGGGAGGGUCCACUUUGUGGAAGGCAAUUCUCCUUCACAAGACAUGGCCCUGCUUACUAGGACCCACCACACCAUAAUGACGGUGGGGACCUUCGGGUGGUGGAUAGGGUGGUUAACAAACGGCACCACCGUGUACUAUAAACACACAUACAGAGAAGGCACAGACUUCAUGGCACAAUUUCAUGGGAGUACUCAAGAACAUUUCUUACCAAAUUGGAUUGGUUUAGAAUGAUUCCAUUAGAUCAUUAUUUAUUUUUAUUUUUUUUUCUAAGUUUCACUUAUUAAAUGUACCAUGUGCUUUGAUUGCUAAGUUCUGUGAUUGUCUCAACCACAUACCUCUCCGUGAACAAAGUGAGUACUUUUUUUGGAAUGUAUUUUUGUAAAGUUUUACAAUUUUGAUUUAUGACUUCAGCGUUUUUACAUUUUCAGUUUUUUCUUCACUUCU